GCGAUACAUUUUUUUGCUUUUUUUUUGGUGAUAAAUUCUUCGAAUAUUUUUGAUUAUUUUGAUUCAAGUGAAAAAUGAAUUUAACUUGUCAAAUUGAACAUUCAUUUGAUUGUCAUCAAGGUGCUAUACGUAAAGUUACAUUGAAUGUUGAUGGUGAAUACUGUCUUACAUGUGGUAGUGAUAAAACAAUAAAAUUAUGGAAUCCCCGAAAACAAUUAUUAUUGAAAACCUAUUCCGGACAUGGUUUUGAAGUAAUGGAUGUUGAUUGUUCUUGUGAUAGUAGUCAACUAAUAUCGGGUAGUCAUGAUAAAACUUUGAUUUUAUGGGAUGUAACAACUGGUCAACCAUUGCGUCGUUUACGUGCACAUAUUGCUGUUGUUAAUGUUGUUCGUUUUAAUGAAGAUUCAACUGUAUUUGUUUCCGGAUCAUUAGAUGGUAUGGUUAAAAUAUGGGAUGGAAAAAGUAAUUCCAGAGAACCAAUCCAAGUACUGGAUGAAGCAAAAGAUAGUAUAUCAUAUUUAGCUAUAACUGAUCAUGAAAUUGCAACCGUUUCAUUGGAUCAUCAUUUACGUCGUUAUGAUAUACGAAAAGGAAUUAUGGAAGCUGAUAAUCUGCAUUCACCAUUAACAUAUGUAAAUUUUACAAACGAUAGUCAAUGUAUGCUGGUUAGUGGUAUGAAUAAUCUAUUGAAACUUGUUGAUAAAUCAAGUGGCCAAAUUCUAGCAUCAUUCGAAGGCCAUUUAAAUCAAAAAUAUCGUAUCGAUAAUGGUUUUCUUGAUAAUGAUUCAUUAAUCAUAUCUGGUUCGGAAGAUGGAAAUAUUUAUAUUUGGUCAUUACUUGAAGGUACAAUUUUGACCAAAUUACAGCACAAACAAAAAGUGAUACAUACAUUUGCUAUACAUCCUACUAAAAUGGAAUUAAUAAGCGGUGCUGAAAAUAAAGUUCAUAUUUGGCAAAUUACAAAAAAAACAAAUUGAAAUGAAAACGAAACAAAUUAAAAUGUUAUUAUUAUUCAGUAUAUUGG
This is a messenger RNA of Dermatophagoides pteronyssinus (European house dust mite), 1024 nucleotides long. RefSeq names its product WD repeat domain-containing protein 83-like. Lineage: Eukaryota; Metazoa; Arthropoda; Arachnida; Sarcoptiformes; Pyroglyphidae. The record is from RefSeq and is a predicted model, not a curated record. Gene Ontology annotation, molecular function: protein binding. Gene Ontology annotation, biological process: mRNA splicing, via spliceosome. Gene Ontology annotation, cellular component: catalytic step 2 spliceosome.